Molecule: messenger RNA, 1812 nt
Organism: Phacochoerus africanus (Common warthog)
Lineage: Eukaryota; Metazoa; Chordata; Mammalia; Artiodactyla; Suidae
Gene: CDIPT
Product: CDP-diacylglycerol--inositol 3-phosphatidyltransferase
Exons: 6
Coding region: 395-1036 (213 amino acids)
Biological process (GO): phosphatidylinositol biosynthetic process
Cellular component (GO): Golgi apparatus; membrane
Molecular function (GO): CDP-diacylglycerol-inositol 3-phosphatidyltransferase activity
Source: RefSeq, a predicted model, not a curated record
GAAGACAAGGAAGCCAGCAGGUCUUAAAGGGGCCGCAGCCAUUUCAAAAGCCUCUUCUUCCUUUCUCCAAUUUUGCAAGGUAGAACGCAGUAGAGUAGGUUCCGGAAACCCAGCACAGCUGGAGCAGCAGAGGCCGCAGCUGGAGGCAGGAAGAGGCGAGCGUCUGCCCUGAGGAAGGGCAGGGUGUUCGCACCCCCCGUGCCCGGCUCACAGCUGGGUUAGCCCAUGCUCCGGUCGGCAUUGAGCUUUAACACCUGGGACCCGGCUGGGGCAGCAGAGACCUGUGCGCCGUGGGCGCGGCCGAUGCACCAGGCUGGAGGGUGAGCGUCGCGCCGGGGCUGGGACAGAGUUGGCACCUCCGGAUAAGGCCCAGAGCGGCCAGGGGGCCUCCGCGAUGCCAGGCGAAAAUAUCUUCCUGUUUGUGCCUAACCUUAUUGGUUAUGCCCGGAUUGUCUUCGCCAUCAUUUCUUUCUACUUCAUGCCCUGCUGCCCCUUCACGGCCUCCUCCUUCUACCUGCUCAGCGGACUUCUGGACGCUUUUGAUGGACACGCUGCUCGAGUCCUUAAUCAAGGGACCCGGUUUGGGGCCAUGCUGGACAUGUUGACAGACCGCUGCUCCACCAUGUGUCUGCUGGUCAACCUGGCUCUGCUGUACCCUCGAGCCACCCUUCUCUUCCAGCUCAGCAUGAGCUUGGAUGUGGCCAGCCACUGGCUGCACCUUCACAGUUCUGUGGUCCGAGGCAGUGAAAGUCACAAGAUGAUUGACCUGUCGGGAAAUCCAGUGCUUCGCAUCUACUACACCUCCAGGCCUGCUCUGUUUACCCUGUGUGCGGGAAAUGAGCUCUUCUACUGCCUCCUCUACCUGUUCAAUUUCUCCGAGGGACCUUUAGUGGGCUCUGUGGGCCUUUUCCGGAUGGGCCUCUGGGUCACCGCCCCUGUGGCUUUGCUCAAGUCCCUCAUCAGUGUCAUCCACCUGAUCACGGCCGCCCGCAACAUGGCAGCCCUGGACGCAGCAGAUCGUGCCAAGAAGAAGUGACCUUGGAAACCUCCAGCCCCCGGCUGCCCACCUGCCCUGGAAGUCUCACGGUGCCACGCGGCUUCCCUGUCCCUCCCAGGAGGUCCCAGGCUUCCUAACAUAUCGUCCAACCUGCUGGGGGGGGGGGGGGGCGGUCUCGUUGGUGAUGGCAUGUUCGCCGUAAUCCUAAGGACCCGCCCCACCCCUGUGAUCUCCAAGGUCCUGGACCUCAAAUCAGGAAGGAUGCUCGGGGGCCCCAAGAGAGUGGUCUGAGGACUGGGUGUUGUCACAGCUGCUGGCUCAGCUCUGGGGUCUGGCGUGAGUGGGACACUUGAGUGAGGGGGUGGAGGAGGUGUCCCAUAAGGCAGGGAUCCAGACCUCUGCCCCUGGCCAAAGGGAGCCCUUGGGGACCGUGGCCAAGAGAGGAGGUGUCGCCAAGAUCCCCACUGCAGUGUCUUCUGUCCUGUGCAUCCUGGCUCUGAGAGCCUUGAUCCUAGAGGCAGGACUGCCCCUCUCCUGGACUUGGUUUCCUUGCAGACACCCCUGGACCAGGGCCUUGGAUGAGGGGAGCCUGGGGGAAAAAUGAGGAUGCUUCUGGAUACGUUUUCCAGUAGUUUACUGCCUGUGGCUCCUUGUAUUCCUCAGUGACCUCAGGGAAAGGCUGUCCUGCCACCCAAGCUCCUUCCAGACCCUCUCCGCACUUGCUUUCUUUUCUUUGCAAACACUGUCCCUGGCUGUCACCAUUCACUUGUGUACCUGGUAUUUUCUACCCUCACUAAAAUGUAAACUCCAUCAAA